Molecule: messenger RNA, 2631 nt
Organism: Haliotis rufescens (red abalone)
Lineage: Eukaryota; Metazoa; Mollusca; Gastropoda; Lepetellida; Haliotidae
Product: adhesive plaque matrix protein-like
Exons: 2
Coding region: 1-2631 (876 amino acids)
Source: RefSeq, a predicted model, not a curated record
AUGAUAUCAACGUGUCCAAACAACCUGGGUCUCCAGUGGCAACCAAACCACUGCGCUUCUCUACCUGGGGACAGCACCAUCAUACAGCACCAUCCCACAGCAACAUCCUAUAGCACCGUCCUGCAGCACCAUCCUACAGCACCAUCCUACAGCACUAUCAUACAUCACACAGCACCAUCCUACAGCACCAUCCUACAGCACCAUCCUACAGCAACAUCCUACAGCACUAUCCUACAGCACCAUCCUUCAGCACCAUCCUACAGAACCAUCCUACAGCACUAUCAUACAUCACACAGUACCAUCCUACAGCACCAUCCCACAGUAACAUCCUACAGCACCGUCCUGCAGCACCAUCCUACAGCACUAUCCUAUAGCACCAUCCUUCAGCACCAUCCUUCAGCACUAUCCUACAUCACACAGCACCAUCCUACAGCACAAUCCCACAGCACCAUCCUACAACACCAUCCCACAGUAACAUCCUACAGCACCGUCCUGCAGCACCAUCCUACAGCACCAUCCUACAGCACCAUCCUUCAGCACUAUCCUACAUCACACAGCACCAUCCUACAGCACAAUCCCACAGCACUAUCCUACAGCACCAUCCUUCAGCACCAUCCCACAGAACCAUCCUUCAGCACUAUCAUACAUCACACAGCACCAUCCUACAGCACCAUCCCACAACACCAUCCCACAGCACCAUCCUGCAGCACCAUCCUACAGCACCAUCCUUCAGCACUAUCCUACAGCACCAUCCUUCAGCACCAUCCCACAGAACCAUCCUUCAGCACUAUCAUACAUCACACAGCACCAUCCUACAGAACCAUCCUACAGCACCACCCUACAACACCAUCCUUCAGCACCACGCUACAACACCAUCCUACAGCACCACGCUACAACACCAUCCUACAGCACCACCCUACAACACCAUCCUACAGCACCACGCUACAACACCAUCCUACAGCACCACGCUACAACACUAUCCUACAGCACCACCCUACAACACCAUCCUACAGCACCACGCUACAACACCAUCCUACAGCACCACGCUACAACACCAUCCUACAGCACCACGCUACAACACUAUCCUACAGCACCACCCUACAACACCAUCCUACAGCACCACCCUACAACACCAUCCUACAGCACCACGCUACAACACCAUCCUACAGCACCACGCUACAACACUAUCCUACAGCACCACCCUACAACACUAUCCUACAGCACCACGCUACAACACCAUCCUACAGCACCACGCUACAACACUAUCCUACAGCACCACCCUACAACACCAUCCUACAGCACCACGCUACAACACCAUCCUACAGCACCACGCUACAACACCAUCCUAAAGCACCACGCUACAACACCAUCCUACAGCACCACGCUACAACAUCAUCCUACAGCACCACGCUACAACACUAUCCUACAGCACCACCCUACAACACCAUCCUACAGCACCACGCUACAACACUAUCCUACAGCACCACCCUACAACACUAUCCUACAGCAUCACGCUACAACACUAUCCUACAGCACCACCCUACAACACUAUCCUACAGCACCACCCUACAACACCAUCCUACAGCACCACCCUACAACACCAUCCUACAGCACCAUCCUACAGCACCAUCCUUCAGCACUAUCCUACAGCACCAUCCUUCAGCACCAUCCCACAGAACCAUCCUUCAGCACUAUCAUACAUCACACAGCACCAUCCUACAGAACCAUCCUACAGCACCACCCUACAACACCAUCCUUCAGCACCACGCUACAACACCAUCCUACAGCACCACGCUACAACACUAUCCUACAGCACCACCCUACAACACCAUCCUACAGCACCACGCUACAACACCAUCCUACAGCACCACGCUACAACACUAUCCUACAGCACCACCCUACAACACCAUCCUAAAGCACCACGCUACAACACCAUCCUACAGCACCACGCUACAACAUCAUCCUACAGCACCACGCUACAACACUAUCCUACAGCACCACCCUACAACACCAUCCUACAGCACCACGCUACAACACUAUCCUACAGCACCACCCUACAACACUAUCCUACAGCAUCACGCUACAACACUAUCCUACAGCACCACCCUACAACACUAUCCUACAGCACCACCCUACAACAUCAUCCUACAGCACCACCCUACAACACCAUCCUACAGCACCACCCUACAACACCAUCCUACAGCACCACGUUACAACACCAUCCUACAGCACCACCCUACAACACCAUCCUACAGCACCACGCUACAACACUAUCCUACAGCACCACCCUACAACACUAUCCUACAGCACCACCCUACAACACCAUCCUACAGCACCACGCUACAGCACCAUCCUACAGCACCACCCUACAACACCAUCCUACAGCACCCUCCUACAGCACCAUCCCACAGCACCAUCCUUCAGCACCAUCCUACAGCACCCUCCUACAGCACCAUCCCACAGCACCAUCCUUCAGCACUAUCCCACAGCACCCUCCCACAGCACCAUCCCACAGCACCAUCCUACAGAACCAUCCUACAGCACCUCCUACAGCACCAUCCUACAGCACCACCCUACAGCACCAUCCUACAUACUCAUUCCUCAUUAGACUUGAGAUCGUUGUUCAUAUAA